AUGAGUGGAGGCAAGCCCCGUGGUCUCAACGCUGCGCGCAAGCUGCGCAUGAACAGGAAGGACCAGAAAUGGGCCGACCUGCACUGGAAGCGUGGUGCCCUCGGCACUGCCUUCAAGUCCUCGCCUUUCGGUGGCUCUUCGCACGCUAAGGGUAUCGUCCUCGAGAAGGUCGGUGUCGAGGCCAAACAGCCCAACUCCGCCAUUCGCAAGUGCGUCCGUGUCCAGCUUAUCAAGAACGGCAAGAAGGUCACUGCUUUCGUCCCCAACGACGGUUGCCUGAACUUCGUGGACGAGAACGACGAGGUCCUCCUGGCUGGUUUUGGUCGCAAGGGCAAGGCCAAGGGCGAUAUCCCCGGUGUGCGAUUCAAGGUCGUCAAGGUCUCUGGUGUCGGUCUGGCCGCUCUGUGGAAGGAGAAGAAAGAGAAGCCCCGUACCUAA
Messenger RNA from Geosmithia morbida, 438 nucleotides. RefSeq names its product small subunit ribosomal protein S23e. Gene Ontology annotation, molecular function: structural constituent of ribosome. Gene Ontology annotation, cellular component: cytosolic small ribosomal subunit; ribosome. Lineage: Eukaryota; Fungi; Ascomycota; Sordariomycetes; Hypocreales; Bionectriaceae. The transcript has 2 exons. Gene Ontology annotation, biological process: translation. The coding region runs from base 1 to 438 and encodes 145 amino acids. The record is from RefSeq and is a predicted model, not a curated record.